Plutella xylostella (diamondback moth) is the source of this 2782-nucleotide messenger RNA. RefSeq names its product STIP1 homology and U-box containing protein 1 (gene STUB1). Gene Ontology annotation, molecular function: protein-folding chaperone binding; ubiquitin protein ligase activity. NCBI's taxonomy places the organism in Eukaryota, Metazoa, Arthropoda, Insecta, Lepidoptera, Plutellidae. Gene Ontology annotation, biological process: positive regulation of proteolysis; protein quality control for misfolded or incompletely synthesized proteins; cellular response to misfolded protein. Gene Ontology annotation, cellular component: cytoplasm; Z disc. The record is from RefSeq and is a predicted model, not a curated record.
UGUCAUGAACGUCAAUCAGAUGUCAUAUUUUCAUUUCAUUUGUUUCGUCAAACAAAUAAAAGAUUGUAGAAAUUCUAGAAAAUUGACCUACGUAUAAUUGGAUUUGUGGCUAAAUCAUUGCAAAAACAACGCGUCCACGUAAGAUGUUAUUAGUGAAUUAGCGACUCGAGUAGUUUGAACCGCAGCAACAAUGAGUAAGCAUAUGUAUUCGACUGCUAAUCUUACUGACAAAGAGUUAAAGGAACAGGGAAACAGGCUUUUCAGCUUGCGACGGUAUGAGGACGCUAUGAAUCUAUACACGAAGGCUAUUAUCAAGAAUCCUUCAGUGUCCACGUACUUCACAAACCGUGCGCUAUGCCACCUGAAGAUGAAGCGGUGGGAGGCGACGUGCCAGGACUGCCGGCGCGCGCUGGACAUCGACAACAACCAGGUCAAGGGACACUUCUUCCUCGGACAAGCACUUGUGGAGCAGGAGUACUACGAUGAAGCUAUCAAGCAUUUGCACAGAGCAAGUGACCUGGCCCGAGAACAGAAGCUGAACUUCGGGGACGACAUUGCGGCGCAGCUCCGCAUCGCCAGGAAGAGACGCUGGAACCUGCAGGAGGAGAAGCGGAUAGCACAGGAGAUCGAACUACAGUCUUAUUUGAAUAGGUUAAUCAAUGAAGACAUGCAGCGUAGAAUAGAAAGUCUUAAAUUAGGUAGCCCUAGCGAUGAAGAAUCUAGUAUGAGUGUGGCUAAAAUAGAAGAGGAAUCUAAUAAUUACAGUAGUGAACUAAACAAUUUGUUUGCCAAAGUUGAUGAUAGGAGAAGGAAGCGCGAGGUGCCGGACUACCUGUGCGGCAAGAUCAGCUUCGAGAUUCUGAACGAGCCCGUCAUCACGCCCAGCGGCAUCACCUACGAGCGCAAGGACAUCGAGGAGCAUCUAGAGAGAGUGGGCCACUUCGACCCGGUGACGCGCGUGAAGCUGACGGCGGACCAGCUCAUCCCCAACUUCACCAUGAAGGAGGUGGUGGACGCCUUCCUACAGGAAAACGAGUGGGCGCUCGACUACUGAGUUGUAAGCUUCAGUUCUUUCAUGUAACUAUACAGGGUGUUGCAAAAAGGGUAUAUCAAGCCGAAACCAGCAUGUGCAGCAUGUUAUAUCUAAGCCCGAAACUGAAAUCAGAAUUUCAAAAAAGUUUACCGUUUUCGAGUUAUUGACGAUUAAAGUUUCAAAAAAUCAUGCAGAAAAAAAGUGGUCUAACAACCCUAAAACAGCUGAUUACAAGACCCACUGACAUACAUGUCAAUGAACUCUGUCUCUGUUACUAGGACAUCAUGCACAAAAUUUGAAUCAUUGCCAUUUUACCCCAUUUUCUCUUUUCCCUAAAAGUAGGGAAAACUAAUUCACAACAGAAUUUGAACUUAGCUACAUUUAAGUAAGUGCUUACAUGUAGUGUUCAGGAAAUGUAAAACUAAGAUAAUUCAUAGGUACCUACAAUUGCCUACUACAGCCUAGAAUCAAAUUAAUCGUGUAACUAGGUAGGUACUUACGUGCGACAUCCAAAAUCCCGAAUAUUCCGAUAAACACACAUAACACAAUCACACCUACCCACUAUCACUUGGUUUUGACGCACAAUAAAUUUACCUACUUACCUAAUUCUACCAUAGUAGUAAAUUGAAAACUGUCUUUACAACAAACAUUUCGCGGCAGAAAUAUGUAAAAGCACUACACAGUCUACACUUGUGUAUGCUUAAAAGUUUGCAAUGUGACUAAAUCAAAGUACCUAAAUAACAACGAAAUGUGCAUUUGAUGGAGCCGCCGCGCCGCGCCGCCUUUGAAAACGCCGCCUGACGCUGCCGGCCGCGCCGCCGCGCUGUGCCGCUUAACUUCUUUGAUCUAGUUGGGAGAAUAACGUAUUUCCUAUUCAUACCUACCUACUGAUUUUCUGUUAAACGCGAGCGCAACACACGGGUCAAUGCAGGUGUGUAGGUACUUACUAAUGAAUCACAUCACCUCAACAAUCGCGUUCUGCCAAUGCAAAUUUUAGGUAAUUUAUUUAUUUGUUUCUGGUAUCCCGUAGGCACUAUCUUAUCUAAACCAUUAUUAAACAAAGAUAGAAAUAAGUUAAAAAGAGAGAUGAGAGUUUUGACCAAUAACAAAAGCAAUAAAUAUUUAUUACUUUUCACCAAUGGUUCUCCAACUUUAAGAAUUCGCGCGCAGGCAGCGCAUAUGCCCGCCUGGUACCCUGGUAGUGAGUCCGCCGACGCGACGCUUGUUCAAACUGAUAAUUACCGAUUUCCAUUAGGUACCUACCAAAAGGAAGUGAGAAUUGCAUGAAAAGAGGCAUUGAGCUCCUUUCAUACCAUGAUACCAGUGACGUGAGGGAAUAUUUAGAUUAGUUUUGUACCUACUUAAGAAUAACUCGGUUCCUAAUAAGCUUUCACCACUUAGGUAACAAAACAAUGUACCUACCUACCUACUAUGUGGUAGUAGUAGUACAAUGUACUAACCUACUUUUAUAGGUAUUUUAUUCAAGAAUUCGAUUCUUCAGUGAAUUAUUACUUACUUUCAUAGUGUGAGUAAUAGGUAUUAAUACCUACUUUUACCUUCAUAAUCAUAACCAAUACCAACACGACGGUGACAAACCCUAGUUCAGCUCUAGUAUUUUCACCGACACGCUUAUAAGAAUAAGUACCUAGGUACUUACCUACCUCUACGUAUGGGAUCCACUUCGCCUGAAAGAACUUUGAGAACCAUUGAACUCAGAUUGUCCUAGUAAAAGUAACUACAUUAUUAAGA